AGAAAGACAUCAUUUGUUAUGUACUUUAGCAUAUCCACAAUUAUUUUGUUCCUUUGUUGGCUUGGAAACAAUGCAAACAUUUGCUUGGCAGAAGCCAAAUGCACAUACCAUUUGUAGGGAUCUCUCACUCAGACCCCUUUCAACACUUAAAAUGCCACUUAAAAUCGUCUCCAGCCUCCUUGCGUGAAUUAGCAAAGAUCUCUGUUCAUCUGAAAGAGCCUUCACCAAGCAAGUGCUCUUUAGAAGAACUAGACAACAACUUCCAUCAGCCACUGGCUGUGGACGAUAGAAGUUAUGACCCAACAUUUUUGACAGUGAAGGUGACAGUUUGGGGAGGCUGUUGCAAUGCUACCAUCUGAUCUUCUAUACGAUUUAUGGAUUUUUUAAAAAGUACAAUCUAAAAGGAACUGUCCAGGUGUUCACAGUGAGGCUGGGGCAUUGAGUAAAGUCUUUUAAACUCCUCGGUUUUGACUCCAGCCCUCUUGUUCUUCCUGGUCGUGAGUCAAAGUCCUAGGACCACAGGCAGCUGCAGUUCAAAACAGCGGCAGCAUGUCAGGCUUGAGACACGUAUAUAACUUUUUGCCAGAACUCACCCCCGAAAGCCAUACCUGAAACGGUGGCUCAGGUAAGCAAAGACGGGGCAGAGACAAAGAAGCCCUUUUUUCACCCGGCACACACCGGCUCUCGAGUUCCAGAAGUGCAACAGCUGCCAGUCUGGCGGCUUUAAAGGGGAUUAGGGAAAUCGAGGAGGAUGAAGCUGUCUGGUUGCGGCACCUUCAUGUCAGGCACAGCACGAGGCCCCUGAGCGCAUGUUCAGGAGCAUCAGGGCGAAGGCGCCCUCGCGCUCACGCGGCUGAUGGUUUUCCGCGGGGAUCCAGCUCUCCCGCAGUUGGCGAGGGCGGGCGCAGCUUAACGGGCCGCGCCAGCCUUGGGCGCCACGCUGGACGGCUCCUCUUCCCUUCUGAUCACAAGCCGCCUCAUCCUCGGCCGCGUCCGUGAGCUAGCGCUGCCGAAUCCCGCAACAUCGGACAACCGGUCGGGGGAAAAACGAAGACAUGCAACUGGCAACAUUUGGAGAAGACUGGAAAUAUGAAAGGAAGCCUUCUUCUAAACUGAGGAGGGUUGAAAAGACAGUCCUUAUUUGAUCAUUCACUGCCCUUCCAUGUGACUGCAGUGGCGGAUAACUUUUUUUUCUUUCCCUCAGCCUCUUGGGCCAGAGAGCGGCUUACGGUCUUCCUAGUAUCCUCUGGUGUCAGCCUUUUUCCCUCAGUGGCAAUGAAAAGGAACACAGGUGAGAUUUUGACAGCAGAGUUUUGCAAGAGUGCCCAAGCAUUUCCAAAUCAGAGUAAAAACAUUGCUGACCAAAGGACAUAAUAACGAAUAUUCCAGCUUUCAGUUCUUGGGCUGAGACCUGAAUCAAGAGAAGAACUUCCACCCAUCACCCCUCUUUUUUUUUUUAGAUUUUUUUUUAUCCCACCUUGAUUAUUGUUAUAAAUAACUCAAGGCGGCAAACAUAUCUAAUACUCCUUCCUCCUCCUAUUUUGAUGUAAUCAGCUGUUCUAAGGGAUCAGAAUGUAUUCAGAAUCAGCAGCACCUGAGUUGUGUGAACGGUGGGUGUCUUGAAACCUGAGUGCUACAAAAGGGUUAAAUUGGGUGCACCACUAUUCCUUGUUUUGGUGAUGAUGAGUUUGUAGCUUUGAUUGCAAAUCUUUCAUUAAGGCUGCAUGCCACAACCACCACUAUCUUCUUUGGCAGGUAAAAAUGGCUAGUUAACAUUGGAUGCAAAUGGGUCUAUUUCAUCCAUCAACUUUAAUCAGAAGAAACUUGCAAUAUCUUGCUACCACAGAAAACACGUUUCACAUAAAGUCGAUGCUGAACUGGUCUUGAACUCAUGCUUGCUUCUGCUGUUGCAGAUUCUUUCUUGAGAUAUCCUUGGGAUCAGUUUAUUAUAUUCCAUGGAUAUGUGACUUUCCCUGGACUAUGACCACAGUUUAUUGCAAUGGAGGUCCAGGGAGCCACCAGAAUGCUAGAUGGAGUCAGGAAGAUAGCGGAGAGAACCAUUCUAAGAAAGUUGUGUACACAGAAGAUGAACCAGGCAACCAGCACCAUCUGACCCCAUUUGAGAAACUCAUUCUGGAUAUGUCCCAGGAUGAAAAAGUGGUAAAAGAAUUAACUCUGGGGAAGAGGGUUGGGUUUUACAGCAUCAGAGGUAAAAUUGGAAGUGGGAACUUCUCCCAAGUGAAACUUGGAAUACACUCUCUGACAAAAGAAAAAGUAGCCAUCAAGAUCCUGGAUAAAAGUAAAUUAGACCACAAGACCCAGAGACUCCUCUCUUCUGAAAUUUCUAGCAUGGAGAAGCUGCAUCACCCAAACAUUAUCAGGCUUUAUGAAGUCAUGGAGACCUUCUCCAAACUGUACCUGGUCAUGGAGUAUGCUAGUGGAGGGGAACUUUUUGCUAAAAUCAUGAGAGAAGGGAAGUUAUUGGAAGAAGACAGCAAGCACAUUUUUUCCCAGAUUGUGUCUGCCAUCAAACAUAUGCAUGACAACAACAUAAUUCACCGGGACCUGAAAGCUGAAAACGUCUUUUACACCAGUAACACAUGUGUGAAGGUGGGAGAUUUUGGAUUCAGCACAGUAAGUCAAAAAGAGGAAUCCUUGAACACUUUCUGUGGUUCUCCUCCUUAUGCUGCUCCAGAACUUUUCAGAGAUGAAAGCUACAUUGGGAUUUACGUGGAUAUCUGGGCCCUAGGAAUCCUUCUGUAUUUCAUGACCACAGGGCUCAUGCCAUUUCAGGCAGACACAGUGGCCAAGCUGAAAAAGUGCAUUCUUGGUGGAGUAUAUAGCUUGCCACCAUACCUAUCCGAAUCUUGCCAGAAACUGAUCCGGGCGGUCCUGCAACCGGUUCCGUCAGAACGCUGCUCUGUUGCUCACAUAAUGAAUAGUGAAUGGAUGAAUGGUGUGCAAUACCCAAAACCCUUGGAACCCUUUAAACUGGAUCCCAAAUUUUUGGCAGAGGGCAGAAGCCUCCGAAAGGAAGAGGCUGAGGUGAAAAUCAUUUUGAACCAUUUGGGAAUCACAAAAGGGCACAUUCAGAAUAACUGUGGGAGAGAUUCCCACAGCUCAAUAACUGGGACUUACAGAAUUGUUCUUCACAGAGUGCAGAAGAAACGGGCCAUGGAGAUUGUUCCUAUCAUCAGCCAACCUGAACCCAAGAAACAAAGGCCAAAGAAAAAUCUGUGUCCCUAUCAGGGCCACAAAUAUUCAUCGAAGCUCUGCUUGAUUUUAUAAAGCACCUCCCUGGCUUAGUCUGCUGCAACAUUUUGGAGUCCUUUUGUUUGGUACCAGUUUACCCUUGCCCUUAGCUUUUUUGUAAUUUUGAAAAAGUAAAAAGGAUGCCUUAAAGCUUCUGAUGUAUGGUUCUUACUCACAAAACUUAAGGCCAAAUCUUACAUUUUCUGUGAUUUAAUUGCUUUUGUAGGUUUUUGUAUCUGGGGAGAAGAUGAAUCUCACUGUUUUUGGAGAAACAAUGCUGCAUACAAGUGUGUUUAGUUUGUUGUGAUAGAUGCAAGCAUCAGUUGGGUAAUGUCCUAAAUUAACACAACAUUGUCUCUCCUCCCACCACAUUUAUUAAUCUACGUCAGUGGUUCAACUUUUCAUGUCUUAUCACUCUACCAAAGAAACAAACCAGGAAUUUUAAAAAGUUGCUUUUUCUGAGGACAUGUCUAUGUUUACAAGCAUUCUUUUAUUAGUAUCCUUGUUGACCAACUGCUAUAACUGUAAAAUAAAUAAGAGCCAAUUGGGGCUGAAACCCUGCUUGCCCCUGUGGGAGAAGUCUUUGCUUGACACAAACCCCUCCCUACACCCAGAUAAUGAAUGAGAACUAGCAGAAGUUGAAGUCGUAUUUUCCAUAAGCUCUAAUGAUAACAUGAUGCCCAAAUAGACAAAGCCUUUGCAGGGAGGGUAUUCUACGCCCAAACCCAUUGAAGCUUGCUCCUGGCCCUAACUGCAGCAAAGGCUGCACCAUGAUGCUCCGUUCCUUUGUCUUAACACAGUUGAAGACUGAUGGCUUUACUUUAGCUGCCUUUCUCUUGAGCGCUUUCUGGAUUUCAGGAGAGUCACCAUGCUACUGGUUGAGAAAUGCUGCUUUGGGAACCGUUUUAGUGAGUUGCAAGAUUUUUAAAUACAUUGUUAUCU
Python bivittatus (Burmese python) is the source of this 4194-nucleotide messenger RNA. NCBI's taxonomy places the organism in Eukaryota, Metazoa, Chordata, Lepidosauria, Squamata, Pythonidae. The record is from RefSeq and is a predicted model, not a curated record.